AUGGUAUACAUUAGCAACAUUUCCCACCCCACCAACCAAAAAUUGGUAGCGAAGCAGUACCAGAUCAGUCUAGGCAAGCUCCAAAAGAAUGUGGCUGCUGAUUUCAAGGAAGACAGUAAGUACCGCUUCUACCAAGGCAAGAACAUGGAGUCGCACCUCUACGAGGGAAUUCAGCCUGCUGAGUUCUACGACAAGCUCGAGAACGUGCUCGCAACCCAGAAGUCUGCCUUCAAGGUCAACAUCGCUCUUGGAUACAAGCUUGUCAGCAGAACUGAUGACAGCGAGACUCGCUACUUCCACCCGAAUAUUAGCAACACGUCUGUAUUUAGCACUCCUGUAGCUAUCAACAGCAAGGCUGAUAUUCGUAAGGUGAUCUCGGAGAUUCGCUCCAUGGAGUUGGCUGACAAGCUCAACUACCCCAGCUCCGGGUACAUGGUGAAGGGGAUUACUGGCUUCAAAAUCUAUAUCUACCAACGCGACCAUGCUCUGGGUGAUAGCGAGGCUGUCAUUCCUAAGGCGAUUCGUGAUAACAAGCACGUCAUCAACUUCCCCAAGACGAACAACAAGUGUGUCUUCCACUGCAUUGCUUAUCACAAGCAGGAGGGAGCCAAGAAGGAUCCUCGCAGAAUCCAGGCUCUGGUGAAACAAGCCUUCAAGCAGUACUGUUCGUACAAGGAGAUCACCUACACUCUGGGUCUGUUCCGCAAUUUUAAGCCUAUCGACAUUCUCCAAUUCGAUGAGCUUGAGGAGUGCUUCAAGCUGAACAUCAACGUCUUCAACAUGGAUGUUGAGACGGGCAAGGUUGAAUGCAUUCGCUGCUCGGACAAGGACUAUGAUUCGAUCAACAUCCUGUCGCACGAGAAUCACGCUCUCUACAUCACGAACGUUGAUAUGCUCCAGCAGAAGUACCAAUGCUCUACGUGUGAGAUGGUGUUUGUUAGCUCUGAUAAGCUACGUAACCACAGUAAGAACCAAUGCGAACUCGUGAACAUCGAAUCGUUCCCAGCUCAGCCAACCAUUUACCAACCCGCUCCGAACAGCAUUCGUUACAUGCUGACUAAGUACUCCAUCAAGGAUGCUGACCAUUACAUCGAUCACUUCAUUGUCUAUGAUUUUGAGGAUAUCCUCAAGCCUACGGGUGUCAAAAACGGAGAGAAUACUAUCUUCACAAACGAACACAUUCCUGUGUUUGUUUCCGCGGCCGACAGCUUGACUGAGGAGGUGCGAUGCUUUGUCAGUGAUGACCCGAAGGAGUUGCUCAAGGAUAUGUUUCAGUACAUCAAGGAAGUUCCUGGUCUAGACUUGGGUAAGACGUACAAGAUGGAUGAUGUCAAUGCUUGGAUUCAGAACGGGGAGUUUGCUUGUUUCUUCGAUUUCCACAGCAAGCUCACAUUCGGUAAGAAGCGCUCGGAUUAUGGCAAGCUGAAGCAGUGCAUUGGUCAGGUACCAGUAUUCGGAUUUAACUCUGGACGCUACGACAUCAACCUUAUCAAGGCGGACCUGUUUGCAGUCAUCGGUACUGACAACAUCACAUCAGUCAUCAAGAACCCUAGCUACAUGUGCAUCGCCACGUCAGACAUGAAAAUGCUUGACAUUAGCAACUAUGUUCCGGCAGGCAGCAGCUAUGCAAAGUACUUGUCGACAUAUCUCGGUGAGUGCAAGUGUGAUGACAAGAUUCGAUGCGUCUGUGGCCUAGGAAAAGGCAUCUUCCCGUACGAGUACAUUACUUCAUUUGACGUACUCAGUCAGCCGGAAGUCCCUCCUAAGUCGGCGUUCGACAGUGAUCUUCGUAGCACUAGUAUCAGCGAUGAGGACUAUGUGCGGGUACAGUUCGUCUGGGAACACUAUGGCAUGAAGUGGAUCAAGGAUCUACUCAUUUGUUACAACAACCUCGAUGUAGUACCCUUCAUCAAGGCCAUCAAAGCCCAGCGAGAACUAUUCAAACGUUUCGAACUUGAUAUGUUCACUGAUGGUGUGUCGCUACCUGGUCUCUCUGAGAAAGUCAUGUAUCAGACGUGCUUCAACAACCUCCAGCAACCAAGUAAGGAGCCUGCUGAAGCGUUUGACUUUCCCGCUAGUCGCUUAAGUGGAUAUAAGACCCAGGAUGCUGAUGCCGAUCGUGAAUUCAAUAUGACGCUACAACACCUCAACGACUUGCUAGAGCGACAAAAGUACCUGUGUGGGCUAUGCUACAAGCAACUCACAGCUGAUACUGCCUCGGCUGACCGAAUCAAUAACAAGCUCGGACACAUCGAUGGUAAUAUCUUGAUCAGCUGUGUGGGAUGCAACGUUGCUCGCAAGAACAUGUCGCUAAAGGGCUUCCGCCGCAAGAAGCUAUUUGAAUUCAACUCAGACAGGUUGGUGUACACUAUCGAUAGAGAGGAGAAGGACAUCUACACCAAGAUGAAGGCGAACAUUGCUGGUGGUCCUUCUAUCAUCUUCAACAGAUACGCGAAACGCAACGAGACCAAGAUUCGAGGGGGUAGGAUCUGCAAAAAGAUCAUCGGCUACGAUGCUAAUGCUCUGUAUUUGUGGGCUCUUGGUAAUGAGAUGCCAUGUGGACGGUUGACUACCAUCGAAGCAUACACAGGGAUCGUCGAUGAUAUUGUAAAUGACAAGAUCUUUGGCUUCCUCGAGUGUGAUAUCCGUACACCAGAGCACCUCAAACCCUACUUCAGUGAAAUGACCCCAAUUUUCAAGAACACCCUUAUCGACUGCAGCGAUCGGAGUGUCAUCGGUCAGCACAUGUUCGAGUACAACGAGGAGCGCAAGCAAAGCCGAGCAAAGCCGGCUCGCAAACUCAUCGGGAGCUACUUUGGUGAGAAGAUCCUCAUUUAUGCACCGCUACUCAAAUGGUACAUUUCUCAUGGUAUGGAGAUCACCAAGACUUACAGCUUCAUCAAGGCUAGCUCUCACAAGGCAUUUGCACCAUUAAUGGAAGCCGUAUCGAGCGCGCGACGAGAGGGUGAUGAAAAUGUUAAAUCCAUCUGUAAGAUCAUUAUUGAGAAGAUGAUGAAACUGGUUGGUAAUAGUGCGUUUGGUCGAUCUGGCAUGGACAUGAGCAAGCACAAGGAGGUCAGGUAUGAGCCGGACGAUAUGGCAAUCAAGGCCAAGAUUGAGUACUUCACCUUCCAUGGACUGGAAGAGCUGAAUGAUUCAUGUGAAUUCACUAUGAAGAAGCGAAAGCUCAACAAUAAGAACCCAAUUCAUCUAUCGAUUGCAAUCUAUCAGCUCGCUAAGCUCCGUAUGUUGCAAUUCUACUAUGAUUGCAUUGACUUCUACUUCGACCGUUCGGAAUUCCAGUACCAAGAAAUGGACACAGACUCGGCUUAUAUUGCGUUCAGCUGUGAGAAGCCAUUCGUUGAGUGUAUCAAGCCCGAGCUUCGUGAGCAUUUUCAGCAGCAUAAGUACGAGUGGUUCCCACGUGAUUAUAGCGAAGAGAUGGCUCAGUUUGAUCGCCGAACGCCAGGUUUGUUCAAUGAUGAGUGGUCUGGUGAUGCUAUGGUAUCAUUGUCCUCUAAGAACUACAUUUGCUACCUACCAGACGAAUCUUACAAGGUCAAGGUUUCAGCGAAGGGAGUCCAGCAGAGUGGUGGCCGCAAUGGCGACGUCCUCAACCCAGAUGGCUUUGAAUCAGUUGUUCGCGACCGCAUCACGCUACAGGGCACUAACAAGGGGUUUAGACGCAGUAAGGAGACCUUAUACCAGAAGGCUAAAGAACUGGAGCCGAAGAUUACGAUGAAAAUCGUCAAGGAAUGGUACUCAAACCAGAGCGAUAUUCAGCGAUUUCAGGAGCAGAAGAAGCGAUACGAUGGGUUCAAAAUCGCAUCGACUAACCCCAAUUCGUGA
This is a messenger RNA of Phytophthora sojae, 3849 nucleotides long. RefSeq lists its product as hypothetical. Bases 1 to 3849 code for a protein of 1282 amino acids. The transcript has 4 exons. NCBI's taxonomy places the organism in Eukaryota, Oomycota, Peronosporomycetes, Peronosporales, Peronosporaceae. The record is from RefSeq and is a predicted model, not a curated record.